Dothidotthia symphoricarpi CBS 119687 is the source of this 2653-nucleotide messenger RNA. RefSeq lists its product as uncharacterized. The transcript is spliced from 8 exons. Bases 30 to 2228 code for a protein of 732 amino acids. Gene Ontology annotation, molecular function: lipid binding. Gene Ontology annotation, cellular component: SAM complex; eisosome filament; plasma membrane. Gene Ontology annotation, biological process: negative regulation of protein kinase activity; eisosome assembly; endocytosis. Lineage: Eukaryota; Fungi; Ascomycota; Dothideomycetes; Pleosporales; Dothidotthiaceae. The record is from RefSeq and is a predicted model, not a curated record.
CCAUUUCAUGCUGCAGCACAAGAAAGACGAUGGUUUUAGAACUUCAUGUAUGGGGUCCCGCCUUUGGACUUCCCUCUAUAGAUGCCGAGUGUGUAGGGACAAUAGCGUACUGUCAACGUGCCAUCCCCAAGGGAGAAUGGUCUCUCGUUGCUGGCCAUGACACAUCAAUUGGCUUUACAGAAAGCUUACCAAUACUAUAUGAUGAUGGAGUUGCAACAGCAACCGGUUUUGAGGAUAUUGUCGCAUAUCUACGCAAUUACCCGGCAGCCACCAACGAUCUCGAUGCUAGACUUACAACACAGCAACAGACCGACAGGACUGCUUUCAUUACAUUUCUCCAAUCCACCGCGACUCCUCUACUCGAUCUCUUGCUCUACGUCUCUGCAGAGAACUAUAACACCGCCACUUCUGCUGCCUAUACUGCGAUUCUCCCUUGGUACGCCAAUUACACCGUUCCACCGAAACGGCGAAAUCUAGCGAGAACACGGACAGCCCAUUUGGGUCUGGACAGCUUGGAUGUGGACACAACAGCUGAGGGAGGAUAUGCGCCAGGUCGAGGGACCGCGUCGGCAGAAUUUGAGGCUGCAAAACGGGCUGCUGGGCUACCAACAGACAGCAAGCCCAGCACUCUAAGUAUGGGUCGUGGUAGAGGUAUUGGAGGUUUCUUGGGUGCUCCAAUACAUGCAGCGCGGAUCAGGCUCGACGCUUUAUCGAAUGAGCUUCUGGAGCCACUAUCGGAGCUCUUGGGAGAGAAUGGCUACCUUCUCGGAGGAAAUCAGCCCUCCAGUCUGGACUGUCUCGCCUUUGGCUACCUGUCACUGAUGUUCUAUCCAGCAAUGCCCCAAGCAUGGCUAAAAGAGACAAUUGAGACGAAACACCCCCGCAUUGCCGCAUACAUUCGCAAGUUACGGCAGAAGCUCUUCUGCGCCGAAGAGAUCAAAGCCGACGACGUGUGGUCCAUUUCGACCCGCGCGAUAGACACGGAUUCUCAAGUAAGAAUUACACAGAAAGAUAUGUUCUUGCCGUGGCGGUCGAGGCUCCAACCGUUCUCUUCACACGCGCUGGCUGGGGUACGAGAGUUUUUUGGAAGCCUUCCUUGGGUCUCUUCAGUCUUGCGACGAGAUGUAGUCCUGCCCUCGGGGUCAUUAACCGACUUGAGACAUGUACGAUCAGCUCUUCCACCUCCCCUAUUUGUCAAUACUCUAUUCAUGCGCCAAUCUCGCGCGCCCACGGCGUCGCAGAUUCAGAACCCCCCGCCUCCGUCGUCCUCGACGAAGAGCGGGCGCUUCUUUGGCAAGGCCAACAUCGGCCAUACUUUCCGCCACAAGGCCGCGGGCGCCAUGGGACCUGAUCUCGCCAAGAAGCUUUCUUCUCUAGUGAAGAUGGAGAAGAACGUGAUGCGCAGCAUGGAGCUUGUUUCCAGGGAACGUAUGGAAGUGGCCCAACAACUUUCUAUUUGGGGCGAGGCUUGCGACGACGACGUGUCUGACGUCACGGACAAGCUUGGUGUAUUGAUCUAUGAAAUCGGCGAGCUUGAGGAUCAAUUCGUCGACCGCUAUGAUCAGUACCGCGUUACCAUCAAGAGCAUCCGCAACAUUGAAGCUUCGGUACAGCCUAGCCGUGAUCGCAAGCAGAAGAUUACCGACCAGAUCGCACAGCUCAAGUACAAGGAGCCUAAUUCACCUAAGAUUGUCGUUCUCGAGCAGGAACUCGUACGCGCUGAGGCCGAAUCUCUGGUCGCUGAAGCCCAGCUGUCGAACAUCACUCGUGAGAAACUCAAGGCUGCUUUCACCUACCAGUUCGAUGCUAUGCGCGAGCACUCCGAGAAGCUGGCCAUUAUCGCAGGCUAUGGCAAGCACCUCCUCGAGCUCGUUGACGAUACCCCGGUGACUCCCGGAGAGACGCGACAGGCGUAUGACGGAUAUGAGACUAGCAAAGCUAUCAUCCAAGACUGCGAAGAUGCCCUCACCAACUGGGUUACUCAGAACGCUUCCGUAUCCUCCAAGUUGUCGCAACGCUCCCGCACACUUUCCCAGCGCCGCCGUAACCGCGUUCAGGGCGAGGGCAUCGACCUUUCCGGUCAGGACCAGGAUCUUGACAACAGGGAGUCUGGUCUUUGGAUCCCUGCCACCCAGCACCAAGGUAAUGGCUACGAUGACGAGGAUGACAUUCACUCCACUAUCACCAGCGAGCAUCGUGGCAGAGAGGAUGAGAGGGCCCUCGCAUAAACGUCUUGUUGACGACCUGUGCAGCGAUCGGCUCUUUGUCUUCUAAUAGUGCGUCUGCGUCUCCGCGACACACGAUGUAUACCCCUGACGGAGCGUUUGACGGCGCAGCGGAUCUAUGUUCGACCUAUCAGUGCCACUUAGGCUUGGCUAUUUGAUGAAUGCGUUGGAUGAUGGCUUUGGACGACUACUUUUUAUUUACGGCGGACUCAGACCUCAAUCGGAUCUUGCGUACAUAAUUCUUUGUUUUAACGAGUUCACGACGUUGCAGGCUGGUCAUCUAUUUGAAUGUAACAGUCUCAUCGAGAUAAUAGUAGAACUACUUGCUCUAUACUGUGUCAUCCAUCUACGUGAUGUGGGGGUAAUGUCGACUUCGACAUUUCGACCGCUUCGUACGUUACUGUUCAAUGCAUGUAGCCAAUCAAUCC